Messenger RNA from Plasmopara halstedii, 675 nucleotides. RefSeq names its product serine protease family. The transcript has a single exon. Lineage: Eukaryota; Oomycota; Peronosporomycetes; Peronosporales; Peronosporaceae. The record is from RefSeq and is a predicted model, not a curated record. The coding region runs from base 1 to 675 and encodes 224 amino acids.
AUGGAUUUUGCAGCCGAUCGACAAGCUCGACGACUACAUGAGUUCUUCGAGUCUGAGCUCUACCCAAACAACAAAGUACAUUUGGUUGGCACGUGCAUGGGCGCAACAGUUGCUGGCGUCUAUGCUGCAAUGCACCCAACACGAGUCAAGUCGUUGACUUUGAUGUGCUCAUGGGGCAUUUCAACUCAAUCCAUGGGCGUCACACUCAGCGAUAUUGACAGUCUGAGCAAGUUGAUGCCACAAAGCCCAACAGAGACUUUGACGAGCGAAGUUGUCGACUGGCACGAUCGAGUUACCAACUUGAUGUCUACAUCUCGCGUGUUCCGAGCGCCAAUUGUCUCUAAACGCGAACGAGCACGGGACGUGGUACAAAAAGUGCUUUUGGACAUGCAGGCUCAUCCAACAAUACUAGAAGACGAACUCCACAAGAUCCGGGCAAGAACUAUGGUAAUUUGGGGCGAUCAUGACGAGGUUCUGGAUGUUUCAUGUCUUGAUAUACUUGACGACAAGCUAAAUAAUGUGCGCAAAAACGUGUUAGUGCUCGAGAAAUGUGGACACCUCGUAUUUAACGAAAAGCCUAGUGAAUGUAUUGAUUUGCUGAAUAAGUUUCUAGCUGAUAAGGAAGUCAGAUAUAAGUUUCCUCUUCCCGAACAGGAGACCGAGAUGACAAUUUAG